Zerene cesonia (dogface butterfly) is the source of this 2720-nucleotide messenger RNA. Its product is annotated as trichoplein keratin filament-binding protein. Gene Ontology annotation, cellular component: keratin filament. The record is from RefSeq and is a predicted model, not a curated record. Gene Ontology annotation, biological process: apoptotic process. The transcript has 9 exons. The coding region runs from base 369 to 1856 and encodes 495 amino acids. Lineage: Eukaryota; Metazoa; Arthropoda; Insecta; Lepidoptera; Pieridae.
CGUUUCUAUGACAAAAUAAACAACGUUUGACAAACGGAGACCGUUUUCUUCCUAGAAAAUUUGAACUGAUUUUAUGUAAUGCUACAUAUAGCGUGAUUGAAGAUAGUUAACUAAAACGGUUUGGCCAGGAAGUGAAUUGAAUGUAAUUUAAUCAAGUGACUGACCUCAUGCUCCAAUUCUGACCGUUUUAGCGCCUACGCGAUCAUAACCGAAUGCAAGGUUUUUGCGAGUAACCAACGACCAAGUAUAGUCAUAAUUACUUGAGGUCUCAUCGUGCACAGUCAACCGUGAAAUAUUAUUGAUCUCACGAAUUAGUCACCUCAUCCUUUAAAAAUAUUUAAGUCGUUUGUUCUAUAUAGUAGCAGACGAUGAUACGAUCAAAACCUCAAUGGCAGUUGCAAGCUCUGGCAGCGCAAAAGCGUGAUAAUGAGCUGCGUCGUGCAGAAGAAUUAAAGAAGGUAGCCAAUUAUUUCGAGAAGAAUACAAACAAAUCAAGACACCAUGAACAGUGGACAACUGAAGGAUACUACGAAAAGGCUAAAAGAGAAGCUGAAUUGUUAAGUGAAAGAAAAAUAAGAGCAGCGCAAUUGGAAGAAAGACGGAAGAAACUUGAAUUAAUGUUGUUUCAAGAAAAUAUGCAAUAUCAGCAGGAGUUGAAAGCUUUGGCUGCACAACCAAAAUUAUUUAAGAAUGGUUCUUAUCUGAACAAAGUGCCAACAUCAACUCUCCAAGAAAUAAACCAGGGUAUAAUGGAAAAAGAGGAGCAACUCAGGAAACAAGAAGCCGAGUUAAAGUUGUAUCAUGCCUGGCGCCUGAGGCAACCAGAACUGAGAGCUGCUUCCUCUUAUAUUGCUAAUGGAAAGCUGAAAUCAGCUUGGCUUGAACAAAUUGUGGAAAAAGAAGUACAAAAGAAAAAGGAUGAUGAAGAAACUCGCAAGAUAUUGCAAGAGAGAGACGAGGCUUUGCAGAAGCAAAUUCAAUUAGAAGAGCAAAGACUGAGGGAGAAAGAGCUGCAAAUGAGGGAGCUCAGAAAUAGUCUUGAAGGACAAAUAGCAGAGUUGAGUGAGAAAGAGACGGCUGUUAAGAAAUUGCGAAAACUUGAAGAGAAAGAAAGAAUUGUACUUGAUGAACUGCAAUUUAUAUCAAAUGAAAGAGAGAGGGAGCAUGUAAAGCUUGUGGCAGAAAGAGAUACAAGUAUAAUCAAUAUGGGUUUACAUAAAUUUAAGCUCAAGAAGAAAGUAUUAUGUGUUUUGAAUGAAAUAAGCUUAGACUUGAAAAUGUUAGAAAGAAUUAGAAGAGCGGUAAUUAAGGAUCUGGAAUCGGAUAAGGAGAAAUGCAUAAAUCAUAAGCGGGUCUUAGAUGCGGCCUUGCACGAGUUAGAAGAGCACAGGGAGAGAGAGCGUCAAAGACAGAAGAAUAUUGAAACAAUGUACGAUGGAGAAGCAAGGCAACUCAAUGAAAAACAAGAUAUGCUAUGGGCUAAAGAACGUGAAGCUCGUAGCAAAUUAAUGCAGGAGGUAAUAGCGACUUUGAAGCGGCAAAUUGAAGAAAAAUUGGAAAUGAAUAUACAGCAACAAAGAGAAAAUGUUUUGGAACGAGAGCAGAUAUUAGGCCAAAUGGACAAUUUCCACCAAGAAGUGCGCGCUAGAGAGAGGGAAACACAGUUAAAGAACACUUCAUAUUCUACUAUAAACACACUUCAGUCGCAACUGAACAGUCUCAAACUACAAAGGGAGCAGAUGGACGCCAUAGCCAGCAGAGAGGCAGAGUUGAGAGAAGCGGCGGCUAACGAGAGAAAAAUUAGAGAAGAGAUUGCUAGAACGCAACGCGAAGGAAAUGCUCAAGCUUGGACAUGAAUUCCGUUUAAAAUGAAAUUAUUUUUAAUUGUGUGGUUUGCCAGUUUCAUCCUCGCAUUAGUUUAAGAAAACAUUGCAAUUGAAUUUCGAAUUUUGACCCAGGGUGGAGUUGGUGAAGAUGUUUUUUUGCCGCUAAUUGUGAAUUUAAUAGUUACGAUUAAUACAUUCGCGUGCUAUAAAACGCAUAAUAACUUAUUUUUUAAUUUUUUGAGAACCUGAUUUCGUAAAACAGUGUUUUAUUUGAGCCUUAUAUGAGUACGAGCCUAUUAUGACAGUCCCUUUCACAGUCGUUUUCAUAAAAUUCAUUUAAAUUUAAAAAUAAUUGAAAUGUUUUUUGUUUUUGUUUAUAAUGUGCUAUUUUUUCGAUCGAUGAUAUUGGACCGCCCUUAUACAUUUUUGGACAAAAUGAAAUGAUUUGUGUUAUCAUUUUAUACAAAGAUUAUUUAACGUAAGUAAAUAUUUAUUGAUUUAAAAAGAAAUGUAUAAGGUUCCUGAUGAUAUUUAUAUCAGUUUUGUAAAAUACAAAUACCUGGUAUUCGGCCGUUUCUUAUAGAUAAGCUUAUUUUGAAUGAAUUAUAUUCAUAAUAGAUUUUCUUGUACGUAUCUGCAAAUUUAUGUAUGAUGUGUACGCUUCUGAGGCUGUAAUUUUUGGAUUAUUAAGCAAAAAUGUAUUUAUUUUAAUUAAUUAAUGAGUUUUUUUUUUUAUUUUAACGUAUAUUUGAUGCAGACUGAGAAUACAAAGAAGUCUUAUAGUUAUACGAAUAUUGUUAGACUUAAAAAGAUAUAUUUUUGAUAAUGGGCUUACUCAUUACUUUUGUAUGAAAAAGUGUGUGAUUGACGAGUGAUAAAUAAAUUUUUGUAAAA